CACAGUCCUAACGAACUGAACUGUAAAAUGUAAGUAAACCCUGUAAAUUCUAGGUGUGGCAUUUAUCUAGUAGUUGAACGACGACUCAAAGUGUUGAAAGAAACUCGACUUGAAAAGCUGUUAAUAGAAGAGUACAAAACAUGUCGCUGCAGCUCACAGAAGAACAGAUAGGGGAGUUUAAGGAGGCCUUCGCGCUGUUCGACCAAGAUGGCGACGGGACCAUCACUACGGAGGAACUCGGGGUCGUCAUGAGGUCACUGGGGAGGAACCCAACCGAGGCUCAGCUACAGGAGAUGAUGAACACUGCAGACGCUGCCAGGAGCGGCUCUAUCGACUUCGCGGAUUUCCUGAAACUCAUGGCCAGCAAGAUGCUGAGCACCAACGUACAAGAGGAGAUUAUACAGGCCUUUAGAGUCUUUGAUAAGGAUGGCGAUGGUUACGUCAGCGCUGCCGAGCUGCGUCACGUGAUGACGAACCUGGGCGAGAAGAUAUCAGCGGACGAAUUGGACGAGAUGUUCCAAGUGGCCAAUGUGGACGCCAAUGGGAUGAUCAACUACACCGAGUUCGUCAGGGCAAUGAUGGAAGAGUCGUAAAGCAACAUGACGGCCAUGACAUCAUAUUGUUUUCACCUCAACACGUUGAAAAACUGUCAACUGCAAUCAUAAUAUC
Molecule: messenger RNA, 669 nt
Organism: Branchiostoma belcheri (Belcher's lancelet)
Lineage: Eukaryota; Metazoa; Chordata; Leptocardii; Amphioxiformes; Branchiostomatidae
Product: calmodulin-like
Exons: 5
Coding region: 141-593 (150 amino acids)
Cellular component (GO): myosin II complex
Molecular function (GO): calcium ion binding
Source: RefSeq, a predicted model, not a curated record